Messenger RNA from Aspergillus neoniger CBS 115656, 389 nucleotides. RefSeq names its product anaphase promoting complex subunit 11. Gene Ontology annotation, molecular function: zinc ion binding; ubiquitin protein ligase activity; cullin family protein binding. Gene Ontology annotation, cellular component: anaphase-promoting complex; nucleus. The record is from RefSeq and is a predicted model, not a curated record. The transcript has 3 exons. The coding region runs from base 63 to 389 and encodes 108 amino acids. Lineage: Eukaryota; Fungi; Ascomycota; Eurotiomycetes; Eurotiales; Aspergillaceae. Gene Ontology annotation, biological process: protein ubiquitination; positive regulation of mitotic metaphase/anaphase transition; anaphase-promoting complex-dependent catabolic process.
CUCCCCUUCCUCCCGACACUAAACGAGAUCCCCCAUUGCAAUCCAAUCAACCAUCCUCAGCCAUGAAGGUCACUAUUAAAGAGUGGAACGCCGUUGCUACUUGGCGCUGGGAUAUGCCCGACGAUGAAGUGUGUGGUAUUUGUCGGGUUCAGUUCGAUGGCACAUGUCCGACCUGUAAAUUCCCAGGUGAUGAUUGCUCGCUAUUGCUGGGAAAGUGUGGUCACUCUUUUCAUAUGCACUGCCUCAUGACCUGGAUUCAACAAGAGUCCUCAAAGGGACUCUGUCCGAUGUGCAGACAGAGUAUGUCAUUCAUAUCCCUGCAUUUAACUAUGACUGCUAAUCUAGCUGCAGAAUUCGAAUGGAAGCAAAACGACGAGGAAGAUGAAUAG